This is a messenger RNA of Henningerozyma blattae CBS 6284, 312 nucleotides long. RefSeq names its product U2-type spliceosomal complex subunit CWC25 (gene CWC25). The transcript has a single exon. The record is from RefSeq and is a predicted model, not a curated record. The coding region runs from base 1 to 312 and encodes 103 amino acids. Lineage: Eukaryota; Fungi; Ascomycota; Saccharomycetes; Saccharomycetales; Saccharomycetaceae.
AUGGGUAACGGCGAUUUAAAUCUAUUAAAGUCAUGGAACCCCAAGCUUGUUAAGAACAGAGCCAAAGUUUGGCAAAAGGAACAAGAGAAAUUAAAUGAAGAAGCGUUGAUUAAGAAGAAAUUGGCAGAGAUUAAUAAAGAAAAGGAGCUGGCAUCAUUAGUAGGCGAAACUAAAAAAGAUAAUCGUAUGGAUUGGAUGUAUAAAUCUGAUGCUAAUAUAGCCAGUGAGUUAAAGAAGGAUUAUCUUUUAGGUAAGAAAAAACUGGAUAAAAAUGUAAUCAAGACUCAAAAAAACCCAUCGAGGAAAAAAUGA